AUGUCGGAUCAUAUUUGUAAUUAAAGUAAUAAAAGUUAGUUAGUACAUUAUUUUAAAAGUUAAGUACUGAUUGACAUUUGACGGUAUAUCCUAACCCAUAUGGCCAUAUUCCUUUCGGAGUGUAGUUAUAAACUUAUAAAUUCCCAUGAAAAAAAGUGAGGUUGAACAUGAGGCUUUAUUGUGCCAGAAACUUGGCCUUUUCUCUCUCCAGAACUCCAACUAAACUAAUUAAUCGUACGUUCUCUACUACCCUAUCUGAUUCCCAACUGGUAUUUUCCACAUUUCAACGAUCAAAUGAAUCUCAGCUCUUGGAUUGUUUGGCUUAUGGGAACUUGCAGUAUGCACGCCAACUGCUCGACGAAAUGCGGCAUAGAGAAAAUCAGUCUCCUGUUAUUACAUGGACGUCUGUGCUUACUAGAUUCUCUAAGAGGGGCCGUGUUGAUGAGGCACGGACUUUGUUUGACAUCAUGCCAGAAAGAAAUGUUGUUACUUGUAAUGCUAUGCUUUCUGGGUAUGUGCAGAGUGGUAAGCUCAGUGAGGCGUGUAAGUUUUUUGAGGCGAUGCCAGUGAAGAAUGUGGUGUCAUGGACUUGUUUGCUCUGCGGAUUGAUGAAAUAUGGGAUGGUUGAGGAAGGAAAGGCGCUUUUCGAGGCAAUGCCAGAGAAGAAUGUUGUUACUUGGAAUUCAAUGGUUGUUGGGUUGGUAAAGAAUGGGGAUUUGGAGGGAGGAAGAUUGAUUUUUGAGAUAAUGCCGGUUAGGGAUUCGGUUUCUUGGAAUGCAAUGAUUGGUGGGUAUGCAGAGAAUGGUACGAUGGAGGAAGCCAUGGAGUUGUUUGAUCAAAUGGGGGGUAAGGAUGUGAAUGUAAUUACAUGGACUACCUUGAUAUCUGGGUAUUGUAAAGCUGGGGAAGUAUGGACUGCUUAUGGUUUGUUUCGUAGAAUGCCCGGAAAAAAUGUUGUUUCUUGGACUGCCAUGGUUGGUGGAUUUUCAUGGAAUUCUUACUAUGAAGAAGCUAUAUUGUUAGCUCUUGAAAUGAGGAGGGCUGGUGUGAAAAUGAAUGAAGAGACCUGUAUUUCACUAGCUUAUGCCUGUGCCGGGAUGGGUUUUCCUCGGCUUGGUAUGCAACUACAUGCUUUUAUAAUCACUAACAAUUUCGAAUGUCUUGAUCAAAGUGGACGACUUUUGAACAGUCUGGUUUAUAUGUAUUCUAGAUAUGGCUUAAUGGAGUAUGCUUACUCUAUAUUUGAGAAGAACAAAAAUAACUGGAAGACACAAUCUUGUAAUGCUUUGAUCAAUGGUUAUAUUCAGAUUGAAAAAUUGGACAAGGCUGAGUAUGUCUUUAACAAUAUGCCUUUUUAUGAUAAAAUUUCAGUGACUUCCAUGAUCAGUGGGUAUUUUGACGUUGGAGAAGUAGCUAAGGCGUAUGAACUGUUCAACAACAUGACUGAUAAGGAUAACAUUGUGUGGACAGUGAUGAUAUCAGGGUACGUGCAAAAUGAGUUGUUUCUAGAAGCUAUGUGUUUAUUCUCGGAAAUGUGGAUGCAAGGUGUAAUACCUCUACAGUCUACGUAUUCUGUUCUUCUUGGAGCAGCUGGUGCAGCUUCUCACCUUGAACAAGGCAGGCAAUUGCAUUGCUUAUUGAUUAAAACACAAUUGAAUCUGGACUUGAUUCUUGAGAAUUCACUAAUCUCAAUGUAUGGAAAAUGUGGUCAAAUAGGUGACUCGUAUCAAAUUUUCUCAAACAUGGAUUGCAAAGAUUUGGUUUCUUGGAAUUCCAUGAUUAUGGGUUUCUCGUCUCAUGGGCUAGCAGAUGAAGCUUUAUCACUUUUCAACGGUAUGCCAAAAUUACUGAUAAAACCAAAUUGUGUUACGUUUUUAGGUAUAUUAUCUGCAUGCAGCCACGCGGGGUUGGUGAAAGAGGGUUGGCUUAUAUACAGAGCCAUGAAUGAGAAUUAUGGGGUUGUUCCAGAUUUGGAACACCAUAUAUGCAUGAUCAACCUCCUAGGACGUGCUGGAAAAGUUGGGGAAGCUGAACAGUUCGUGUUGAGUUUACCUCCUGAGCAAGGUGUUUCUGUUUGGGGUGCUUUGUUAGGUGUAUGUAGACUCGGUGAAGGAAAUACCGAUAUUGCUGGACGUAUCUUCGAGAGACUCCUUGAGCUAGAUCCUUUAAAUGCAGCAGCUCAUGUUGUUCACUGCAAUAUGCUUGCAGCAGCCGGUCAGUAUGGUGAAGAGAGAAUGUUGAGGAAGGAGAUGAGAUCGAAGGGGGUGAGAAAGGCUCCUGGACUUAGUUGGAUAUCGAGUGGAAAAAGAACUCAUGUGUUCCUUUCAGGAGAUAAGAGCACAAUCUCAAGGUGAAGAAUUGUCAUCCGGAUAAUAGAUGACACGUCACAUAUAUAUAACAGGCUGAAAGCAUUUUGUCUGCAGGAGACAGGACACGCUUCCUGUAAGCAAACCAGUCCAGCAUCGGGGAUGUAGAUAUGACUUAAACUGCUAACAAUUUUUCUGAUUUUCCACUGGUGAAUCCGCAAUCAAAUCAUCUGCAUAUAGUUGAAGACAAAGGGGCAAGAUAAACAGUUUGUUUGAGGUUCACGAAACAAAAAAUCGCAGCUCUAAAACCUGAAUCAAAGGAUGUUCUUUAUCUCCUGAAAAUAGUUUACUUGAAAUUGGAGGUGCAGUUGUAGGUGCAUUUUAUGGUGAAGAAAAAGUUUCAUGGAUUUGGUGUGCCUGGUUGCAAUUUUCUUCAUGCGCCUCUUUAAGAACCAAUUUUGUCCACUUGUAAUUUCUAGUCAUUUACAGUGUGUGGAAUAAAAGGGUGGAGGGUAGGGGUGACUUGGUGAGAACAGUAGCGGAUCUUGACUUAAAAUUACGAGGGGCCAAGGUUUGACACUUCAACAUCUUACUGUACAGAUACAUUCAAUUACUAAAUCACCAACAGAAGAUGAAAGUUUGAAGUCUGUUGUCCUGCGUAGUACUAUUAGUUUUGGAUGUAAAGAAAGCCUUAAUUAUUUUUUACAUGUAAUUAGAUGUACAUAUCGAUCUUUGAGACUCAUUUGAAACUGAUAAAUGAGAAUAAUUUUGUAUGAUGAAUAAUUUAUGUGUGUUUUGCUGUUUCUGUUUGAUUGAA
Molecule: messenger RNA, 3123 nt
Organism: Spinacia oleracea (spinach)
Lineage: Eukaryota; Viridiplantae; Streptophyta; Magnoliopsida; Caryophyllales; Amaranthaceae
Product: pentatricopeptide repeat-containing protein At1g32415, mitochondrial
Exons: 1
Coding region: 168-2354 (728 amino acids)
Biological process (GO): RNA modification
Molecular function (GO): RNA binding; protein binding
Source: RefSeq, a predicted model, not a curated record